ACUUGCAGCAGCUUUCAGAAGGAGAAUCCACCGGUGUGAUCCAAGGAUGGACGUCAACAAGCGACAGUGGAUGAGGGACGCCGUGCUGGCGCUUUUACCGCUCGCUGUGCUGCGGGGGUUUCCCCUCGGGGAAGCGGUCCCCAACGCAUCCCCGCUGGUGGGGUCCAACUGGGGGAACCCGAGGAGAUACGUUCACCUACAGACAUCCACGGACCUCAACAACUUCUACUUGGAGAUCCGAUUGGAUGGCACGGUGCGCAAAUCCACGGCGAGGGGCUCAUACACUGUGAUUCUCCUGAAGGCAGAGACCCGGGAGCGCAUCGCCAUCCUCGGCGUGAAGAGCAGUCGCUACCUGUGCAUGGACCUGGAGGGCACUCCGUUCUCGUCUCCCACCUGCCUCAGAGACGAGUGCCUCUUCAACCACAAGCUCCUGGAGAACAACCGGGACGUGUACUACUCCACCCGGAACAGCAUCCUCUUCAACCUGGAGGGCUCCCGGCAGGUGUACUCCGCGGGCCAGAACCUCCCCCAGACCUCCCUCUUCCUCCCCAAGAAGAACACCGUGCCGCUGGAGCGUCUCCUGCUGCACCGGGAGAAGCGCAACCAGCUGCUGGACCCCUCCGACCCGCACAGCGUCUACCUGGGCCGCACGGAGGAGGCCUCGGACUCCCGGGCCGUGCCGGAGGACGACGCCGAGCUGGAGCCGGAGCCGGAGGCGGAAGCGGAGGCGGAGGCGGAAGUCGGGGACGACGGACGCAACGUGUCCCGGGAGACCGGUGCGCUGGCCCCGGCCAACCACGACCCCUGGGGCGUGCACGCGCCCCACCAGGGCAGCCCCCGGAGCUCCGGGGUCAUGGGCUGA
Salarias fasciatus (jewelled blenny) is the source of this 862-nucleotide messenger RNA. It is a transcript of the gene fgf23, whose product is annotated as fibroblast growth factor 23. Gene Ontology annotation, molecular function: growth factor activity. The coding region runs from base 47 to 862 and encodes 271 amino acids. NCBI's taxonomy places the organism in Eukaryota, Metazoa, Chordata, Actinopteri, Blenniiformes, Blenniidae. The transcript is spliced from 3 exons. The record is from RefSeq and is a predicted model, not a curated record.